AUGCAUCCUGUACUAUCGCGUAAGAUACCGCCUCCUGCAGAUGAUCCUGGGUUGCCUUGAGAUGCUCCGUCGACGUUGAGUUUCCACUGUCCAGCCCUCGGUGGUGUCCAUCUAACAGAUCGGACAGUAGUCCAGGUCUGUGUAGGUAUGAUAUGGAGUCCCCAAAGCCCAAAAGCCUCACAAACAGAACGCGAGCGUUUCGUUUUAUUUGGCACUAAGGAAUGAGUACUCCGAAGCCAUUGUGUUACGUGCCUCAUAAUCUCUGUGGCACGCAUCACUUGGCCUGCAUAUCGAGAUGAGUUACGUCCCUUCCAUAUUUCCCAUAACAUAUAUGCUAUGGAGAUACGGAUGAAAGGACAAACCUUGACACUCGUCGGUGAGUCAAAGACUCUCCUAAAGACCUCUAGUGGUGGUCUCGUAGGUCUGUACGAGAGCAUUGGAAGCCAAUUCGCUAGAAGUUGAUGCCAACACUCGACAGCGAUAUCACUAUGGAAAAAUAAAUGUUCCAUACUUUCGUCUGUCGUGAUAGAGCAACAAUGACAUUUCCUUUCCACCUCCUGAUCGGUGACAAUCACUCGAUCGUCGGUGGGUAGUCCUCGGUGCAUGAACUUCCACAGGAAGAACGAAACACGAGGUGUGAUGGCCGGAUGCCAUAUGAGAUUUCCCCAAAAUGUCUUUGGGGAGCGGUUUCUAAAGUGCUGCCAAGAGGAGCUACAAGAGAAACUGCCAUCUAUGGUAAGUGUCCAGAUGGGUUGGUCCUCAGUAAAACUCAUCUCAGUCAUGGUGAUGGCUGGUAACAAGUCCGACGGUAGUCCAUGCCUCUCAAUAAGUAGACGAGUGUCUCCUUGGAGAAGCUGGGCUACCGUCAAGCGAGGCCAAGAAGAUGUGAAAGUGGUAAAACAGGCCAAUGGUGUGUCCUCUAGCCAAGUGUCGUACCAGGCACUGAUCUCGCCUCGCCCCACUCGCCAACAAAUAAGAGGCACCAUCUCCAACCAAUGUCGCUGCCAGUCUGCCCAUCGUUUGACUCCUUUGAUGUCAGCCGGCUGUCGAGCCCACUCACCAUAUUUGGCUGACACAAAAGUACCUAGCACCGAUGGUGUGGUCCUCAUCCUCCAAAUGAGUUUCUUUUGAAGCAUGUUAAGUACAUCUUGAGGGCGCCUAAUACCUAGGCCACCCUCAUCCGUAGGUCGACAUGCUUUCUCUCAAGAAACUCGGCAUUGACAACGAGGUCCCUCAAGUUGUCCAUCCCAAAGGAAGGACGUACAUAUCCGUCUAA
Spirodela intermedia is the source of this 1276-nucleotide messenger RNA. The record is from the annotation of a GenBank genome assembly. NCBI's taxonomy places the organism in Eukaryota, Viridiplantae, Streptophyta, Magnoliopsida, Alismatales, Araceae.